Molecule: messenger RNA, 1908 nt
Organism: Gasterosteus aculeatus aculeatus (three-spined stickleback)
Lineage: Eukaryota; Metazoa; Chordata; Actinopteri; Perciformes; Gasterosteidae
Product: claudin-4
Cellular component (GO): membrane; bicellular tight junction
Molecular function (GO): structural molecule activity
Source: RefSeq, a predicted model, not a curated record
AAAUGAGGCCAAUGCCCAGACCUCGCCUGAUUGGUUUCGUUUGACGAGUGAUGUCAUCUCUGAGGAGGGCCUGACCACUUAGUAAUAUACCACUGCCCGGAUAAGGGUAAUCGACGACUUAAGAGCAGAAGAACGGGACGUCUGAACGGACACGUACGCACAGCGGAGAGCACAGAGUUUUUGGAGGAAGCUCGCUGUGACAAAUCGCUCUUCUAGGUUCAGCAGCCGGUGCAGCAGCUACAGCUAAAGGACAAACCUCUGGGAAAGAAGGGUCGACGAAGAGAGGAUUGACGGGCAAAAGUAAGAAGGCCUUUAGAUAUUAACUGGAAAAUAAAAGGAGGAAAACCGAAUCAACUGAAGAGCAAUCGAGAGUAGAGGAGGGUCCAACAAAGGAGCUUUUGAUCCAAAGGGGGCACGCUUUGUCGGUGCACUAUGGUGUCUUUUGGACUGGAACUGGUCGGCGUCCUUCUGUCAGUGCUUGGCUGGGUGCUGAGUGUGACCAGCUGCGCCUUGCCAAUGUGGAGGGUGUCGGCCUUCAUUGGCUCCAACAUUGUCACAGCUCAGGUGUACUGGGAGGGCCUGUGGAUGAACUGUGUGUUCCAGAGCACGGGACAGAUGCAGUGCAAGGUCUACGACUCCAUGCUGGCUUUACCUCAGGACCUGCAGGCCGCCAGGGCGCUCACAAUUGUCUCCAUCAUCGUGGGGGCGGUGGCUCUCCUCAUCUCCAUGGUGGGAGCAAAGUGCACCAACUGCAUCGAGGAGGAAGGGGUCAAAGCCAGGGUGAUGGCUGCCUCGGGCGGCGCGUUCAUCACGGCAGCUCUGGCCCAGCUGGUGCCGGUUUCCUGGUCGGCGCACACCAUCGUGUUCGAGUUCUACAGUCCACUCGUCCCCUCCGGCCAGAAGAUGGAGAUCGGGGCGGCGCUGUAUUUAGGCUGGGCCGCCGCCGCCCUGCUGUUGGUCGGAGGGUCCAUCCUCUGCUGCAGUUGCCCUCCACGGGAGGAUAAGCCGGCGAGGUACAGCGUGCACCCCCAGAGUCGCAUGGCGUACUCUGCCGCGCCGAGGUCAAACGCUCCGAGCUCCUACAACAAGAGGGACUACGUGUGAGGGAAGAGGACAGGUGACCAAAGAGGGGGAAUAUAUUUGCUUGCGUGGACUUAUUUCUAAAUUGUCAGGAAAUGAGGACAGAACUGAGCUAAAUAAUAAUUAAUGGUAAAGCAGCCAAACAGUUUGAGAAUGUUAAGUGUAAAUAUGCAGGCAGUUUUCUGAAACCUUUGAGAAAUAGAUUGGACCGCUCCGUACAGAUGUUUGAUGGUUCUGUUUACAUUCACCACUGGUCUAAAUCAAGUCUUGACCGUGAGCAAAUAUGGUAACAGAUGUUCACAAAUUUUGUCUCUGUGGCCCGUUAGGAGACUUUAUCCCAUAUACAUAUAUUUAUUAUUUGUGGGCAUAAUAUUUACAUUAUGAAUGCGCCUCGUUUUACUGAUCAGUGUGUAAAUAUCAAGUAUAGCCAAUUAUUGUAAAGGAAUUAGAGACACGGUUAAGACUGGAAACAUAGGAAAUAUUUUCCUUGCUAUUAUUACAAAACACGGACAUCAUACAGUUUAGUAAAAUGGAGCUCACGUUGGUCUCCAAAGCAACGUGGUGAAGUGGAUUGUAAAAAUAAUUUAUGCAAAAUAGAUAUUGGUUCUAUCUCAUAUUUUCCAUCUCAAUAAGAGACCGUGUUUGGACAUCGUCCCCUGAAGUUGAUGCUGUUAUGGUGUUUGAUGCAUUCAGAUUGUAUGUGUUUGCUAAUAAUGAGACAACAUUUUGAGUCUACUUUUCGGAUGCAAAUGUUGUGGUUCUAGAUGUACUGAAAUUAUUGAAAUAACUUUAAAAUGAAGUAAUAAAGAUUUUCACUGUGAAACAUCA